CGUUGGCUGAUUUGGUCCGCUGCGCCCCCAUUGGCCAGGGCCUCCAUGAGAUCGCCAGCGAGGACCCCAUCCGAGUCACUUUUUUUCUCUGGCCCCGGGCGUGGCUUUGCUGUCGUUUGUCUUGGUUGCCAUUUGGCCCUUGCCAUGGCCACCAAAGCCGGCCGGUCGAGGCGUCCGCACCUGUCCGGUCGCCCACCCGCACCGAGCUCUGCAUAAAACCUCACCCAUCACCCGCUCGGUCCUGCAUCUUCACCAUCCGCGCAGAGUUGGCUGCAAGCUCGCAUCGACGAACUCGAAUCGCCUUCCUCUGCGUUCUGCACCCUCUGCUUCCCACUUGCUUUGGGGCCGUGCCUGGAUCGCUCCUCAUACUCUUCGCUCCCCUGUUCUCGUCCAAGUGUAUCCUGCUCUUGCGCUGAACAGCUUUCCGUAUCUCUCCGUCCAAAGCUACCUCCCCUCGAAUCACAGUUGAUGCACCAUGGGAUACUUUUCAAUCCCCAUCUUCUUUGUCAUCUUCCGCGAGACCUUUGAGGCCGCCAUCAUCGUCUCGGUCCUCCUGACGUUCAUCGCCCAAGCGUUCCCGGAUCCCAUCAUCUCCAAACACCUCCGCAAACAAGUGUGGAUCGGAACGGCCUUGGGUCUGCUUGUCAGCUUGAUCAUCGGCGCCGUCUUCAUUGCCAUCUUCUAUCUGGCUGCCAACAGCGCCAAUGCCUGGUCCCAGAACGAGCUGGCUUGGGAAGGCAGCUUCUCGCUGAUCGCCUCGUUCCUGAUCGGCGGCAUGAGCUUGACAAUGCUGGCCUCCGAGUCCAAGCGCGACCACUGGAAAGACAAGCUCGAAAAGUCCCUGAACACCAACGAGAAGCGCCCGACCGUGCGGGGCAAGGGCAAAUACGCCCUGAUGCUCCUGCCCUUUGUCUCGGUCGUGCGUGAAGGUGUCGAGGGUGUUCUCAUCGUCGGCGGAGUUUCGCUUACGGACGACGUCAGGGCUAUUCCACUGGCCACCAUCUGCGGCAUCCUUUUGGGCUGUCUGAUCGGAUACAUCAUGUACAAGGGUGGCCGAAAGAUCCAGCUCAAGUGGUUCUUCAUCUGCAGCACCGCUGUGAUGCUGCUGAUGGGCUCGGGUCUCUUCUCAAAGGGCGUCUACCUCCUCGAGGCCCAGAUGUUCUCCCGCAACCUCGGUUUGGCCGAUCCCGACAGUGCCGUUGGCACCCCUCUUGUCGAUGUGCGAUCCACGCUGUGGUAUCUCAAUUGCUGCAAUCCGAUGCUCAAGACAUCCGACAACAUCGGCUGGCAAAUCUUCAACGCGCUCUUGGGCUGGAACAACGUUGCCACCAUCGGCUCUGUUGUUGGGUACUGCGUCUACUGGCUGGUGACCAUAGUUAGCUUUUCCAUCAUGAAGCUAUAUCGAAAGCGCCAAAGCCAGAGCGCCAACUCAGAGUCUCAGCUGGUCGAGAGCCUUGAUCCAAACCAAAGCGAGUCCGUUGUUACUCCACAGCACGUCGUUGAGCGUCAAGAUUAGCCCACCGACCGUUGGCUAUGACACCGCAUCCUCACAUUCGAGAUGGUUCGCAGACCAUCCUGCAAUCCUAUGGCUUUCACUUUUCAUGUAUCUGAUAUGACUCGAUCCACACUGUUCUCAUACCAUUCACCAUUUAUGUGUAUUUCAAACAAACUAUGACGCUCGUCGCUAUCGGUCGAUCCGAUCGUUUUGCCAAAUGAUCAAGCACCACUCAUUGGCUCAAAAACAACAACGAACACUUUAAAACUGAUAGAUUUUGACCGCUAACUACGAAACGACGAGGAUGAGCCCAGCCUGAAUUGGGGCAGAGUAUCCUCGUCGUCCAGGCCAGUACCCGUUCAUAAUGUGCAUCGAUUCAGGCUGAUAUUGAUUCUUGGGCAAGGGUAAGAGCGGGCCAGCAUCGACAACAACCCUGUCUGCCAUGAGCGAUGAAAAAUAUAUAUCCAUCCACAAACUCACCAAGCA
This is a messenger RNA of Polychytrium aggregatum, 1981 nucleotides long. Its product is annotated as iron permease FTR1/Fip1/EfeU. Lineage: Eukaryota; Fungi; Chytridiomycota; Chytridiomycetes; Polychytriales. Gene Ontology annotation, molecular function: ferrous iron transmembrane transporter activity. Gene Ontology annotation, cellular component: high-affinity iron permease complex; plasma membrane. Gene Ontology annotation, biological process: iron ion transmembrane transport. The record is from RefSeq and is a predicted model, not a curated record. The transcript is spliced from 4 exons. Bases 476 to 1516 code for a protein of 346 amino acids.